CGCGAAGAAUACGAAAAACGACAGAAUCAGGAGAUCGUCCGAAAAAAUAUUGCCGAAAUAGUUGACAACUGUGUUAAUACGGUAAAUACUGGCUGUUCUAUUGAAGUUGAAGAAGUGCUAAACGAAGUUUGCGAAUGUUUAGAACAGCUAGAUUUGUCUUCUAUUGAUUCGAAUGAUCCGAUAGCUUCUGGAAUCUUGGAUGUAGCGGAGGGGGUGGAUGGGGUGGCAGAUAAGUUAACAGUAGGGACGAAAGAGAUCCUUAAUGAAGUUGAACUAACUGAACCAGAAUUUUCGGAGAAAACGGAUGCCAUGCUGGAUGAAUUUAUUAAUGGCUAUAAUUUAUUGGGUCCAGAUUUUGAUCCAGCUCUUGCUAACCCAAUUACUUUUCCGCGAAAUGAAAAUAACUUAAACACGCGCAGAACAUUACUAACAACUUUCGAUUUGUUAGAAGGAUUGAGAAAUUGUUGGAGCCUGAGGCCAUUACUGGGCGAAAGCGAGUAUAGUGAAAACUCUUAUGUAAUCCAUACGGUCUCCAGAGCGAUGGAUCCUAUAUUUAAUUAUUAUAAAUGGAGUCUCAAGCGUUCAUGGGAGAAAGUGGCUGAUUCAUCACAAACACGAAAGGAGGCGAUGCGUUCUGUCCAAUCUGGGGAUAGGCCGGAUUUACAGGUUCUUCUGAUGCUUGACUCUGCUAAGAUGCGAUUGAUGCGAGAUUUGAAAAAAAUAAAUCGUCUUUGCAAGGAUGCGAUUGAUGCGAGAUUUGAAAAACUGUUCAAGGGAAGGGAUACUGAAUGUGAUGAUGCGAGACGCUUGAUCGACGAGCUCCUCCAAAUACCAUUCAUUGGGAUUCAAGUGAUACGUAAUCGUGUGUUGGUUUUUGGAAUCGACUUUUGUAAUAAUUCUUUUUAUCGUUCUUUCAAAAUAUGCGAAUAUACAAUUCCCUUAAGAGUUUCGGGUCGCCAGAUCGUGAAAAAGUUCAUUAACGCUGAAGUCGGAAAUUCGGCUACGGGGUCUAAUAUGUCGAUAUCGACGACAUACUAG
This is a messenger RNA of Ambispora gerdemannii, 1038 nucleotides long. Lineage: Eukaryota; Fungi; Glomeromycota; Glomeromycetes; Archaeosporales; Ambisporaceae. The record is from the annotation of a GenBank genome assembly.